AAUUACGAGACCGCAAAAAAAAUGACAAAAUUCGAUUCCAGACUCACUGAUGCAGAAAUGAAAAACAUGUAUACCAAAGAAUUAGUAACAGCUUACAGAAAAAGAGGCGAUUGGUACUUUGAAAAUGGCAUGUUGUUAGAAACAUUGAGCGACUACGAACAGAUUUUUCAGUUGAAAGUAGACGACACAGUGCUGAACGAUAUGCAAGUAGGAAAUCGUAGUUUUCCUUAUUUCUUAUAGUUAAAAAUAUUGUAAUUUGUACAUCGAUAGGACAAAUUAUUGAAACUUCUACGUAAACUAGACAAGUAUGAGAUGUUUCAACGUUACUGGGAUGAAUUUCUAACGGAUUUUGAUCCCAUAAGAACAGCCGCUCUACUUUCGUUGCAUGCUGAAUAUAAGAUUUAUCUGAAACAAAUGGCGAUUGCUAGGCACAUGUUGCUCAAAGCUCUUGAUCUUGACGAAAAUAACGUUGAAGCUCAAGAAUUGCUGAAAGUUUGUAUCUUUUUUACGACAAAAAAAUUUAACUUUUACUUUCGAAGAAAAAUCUGUUUUACCGUAGCUUUCGAUCGGUAACCUUAUCGUAUAUUCUUUACAAUAGCGUAUGCAUACAUCACCUAUAAAGAAAGACAACAUUUAUGUUACAUGAUAAAUUCUAAUACAUUUAUAGAUCGUGUAUAAUACCGGUCAUACACUGAUAACUUACACUGUCAUAUGGUGCAUGCACGGUUGUUACGACAAAGCUUUGGUGACAACUGAAAAAGCGCUUGACUGUAAUCCAUACAAUCCAGGAUUCAUUUUGCUAAAAACUAUUGCCUUACGAUUAUCCGGUCGACUGGACGAAGCGAUUACGUGGUUAGAAAAUGUUAGCAAAAAUUUUUACAAAUUGCUCGAACCUCGGGAUACCCAAAAUUCAAUCGUGGGAAAACUUUCGAUCAAAGAAGUUAAGAAUGAAUUAAUCAAACAAUGGUACUUGAUACGAUACGACAAGGCGAUGAAAUGUAUAUUAAACGACAAACUUGAGCAUGCAGCGCGUAUCAUCUACGAAAGCCAACUAACUAAAUAUUACAUGGAACCGUACAUAACUCUAGGUGACAUUUAUCUUAAACGUGAUAAUGUUGAUUUAGCGUUGAAAUCGUACCUCAAAUGUCAUGAAAUGAUACGUGAACUGCAUCUGUCUCCUUCUCGAAAAACUAUCGAUCUUACCGCAAGGAUAAUCGAUAUUUUGAACAAUCGAGCGCAAGAGGCGGUAAACGAGGGACGUUUGAAAGAUGCGAUCAAUAUAACCGACAAAGUACUUCAGAUACUCGAUGGAAAUCAAACAGAAUUACAUCAGUUGGGUGCGCAACGUGGUAAUGCGCUUCUUUGUAAAGCUCGUAGCCUUUUCCAAAUUGCUAUAAAGAAAAAAGAAGAAAAUAAAGAAUGCUGUGAAAUAGCAGCGGAUAGUUUGAGAUUUGUUCGGGAACCGAAUCACGCGGGUCUAUAUCGAACUUUGUACGGCGAGACAGGUAUCGAAGAUGUAAUCGAUCGAUUCGCGCCAAAAAGAAAGCUACCUAAAUCAUUAAAAAUUCUCAUGCAAUUUUCUUAAUUUUUUUUUUAUUAUGAUGCACCGCAUAAAGGUUUUAUUUAAAGAUUAUUGAAAAAAGAAAAAAAAUAUCAAGAUUUAAGAUUAAGAUAUUCGAACUUCUAAUGCAUCAAUAAUAAAACUUGUUUUACUGGUAAUAAAUCAAUUAACUUACCGGAU
Messenger RNA from Osmia bicornis bicornis, 1741 nucleotides. RefSeq lists its product as uncharacterized. The transcript is spliced from 2 exons. Gene Ontology annotation, molecular function: protein binding. NCBI's taxonomy places the organism in Eukaryota, Metazoa, Arthropoda, Insecta, Hymenoptera, Megachilidae. The coding region runs from base 719 to 1585 and encodes 288 amino acids. The record is from RefSeq and is a predicted model, not a curated record.